This is a messenger RNA of Actinia tenebrosa (Australian red waratah sea anemone), 1791 nucleotides long. Its product is annotated as putative amidohydrolase YtcJ. Lineage: Eukaryota; Metazoa; Cnidaria; Anthozoa; Actiniaria; Actiniidae. The record is from RefSeq and is a predicted model, not a curated record.
AUGUGUAGUCAACGAGGCUCAACAGCGAAACCUUCUAUCCCGUCGACAAGAAAUCUUGUUACCAGUAGGCCAAACAAUAUGUCCAAAGCGGAUCUUAUCAUCCAUGGAGGGAGUAUAAUCAGUAUGGAUGAAAUCAAACCUUUUCCUGAAGCUAUUGCUGUAAAAAAUGGUAAAAUUAUAGCGGUGGGUAUCAAAAGUGAUGUACUAAAACUGGGUGACGAAGAGACCGAGUACGUGGAACUCAAAGGCAAGGAGACCCUUCUUCCGGGAUUCAUUGAACCUCACCAGCAUGCCACUCAGAUGGUCUUCAAUCGUUGCCUCAUGCAUGUGUACAUUAACUGUGGCGCCUAUUACUAUGAGACGUACGACCAGAUCAAAAAUCUCAUUCAAACCACGGUGGAUAACACUGAUCCUGACAGUGGCAAAUGGUGCUUGUUUCUUGGCUGGGACCCAGAGAUGAUUCCUACUUUACCCAAACUCAAUUUUUCAGUAUUGGAUUCCUUUUCAAAGGACGUGCCGAUUCUUAUCAUCGGCCAAAGCGGUCAUGUUGGUUGGGGGAAUACUAAGCCAUUUCAGCUUGCCAAGAUCCCGGACAACGUUGAAAACCCUGAAGGCGGUGUCUUCGUGACAGAUGAUGCAGGCAAAUUAACGGGCCAGAUGUUAGAGUCACCGGCAAUGAUGAUGGUCAUGAAACAUGCACCACUACCAACACCUGAGGAGCUGUCUAUUGCCUUGGAUGAGCAGUGGACCGAGUACGCCAAGUGUGGAUUCACCACUGUUACCGACAUGGCCUACAUGCCCACAGAUGUUGACCCUUUAAUUAUUCAGAAGGCCUCUCGCCCCGACUGCCCUCUACGUUUAGCUCUCUAUGCAUUGAAGUAUGGACCAGGAGAUGACGAGUCCAAGGGUACAAAAGUAACAUGUUGCAAGCUUGCUAAUCAUAAGGAAAGAAGAGCAAAAAUGUUGGCAAAAAGUGACAAGCUCUGGUUUGCCGGGGUCAAGAUCUGUGCAGAUGGGUCUCCACAUUGUGGUACUGCAGCUGUACGCGAACCUUACCACGAUACCGAUCUGACCAGACUUCUGUGCUUCCCUCCAUCCCCCUGUUAUGGAACCCUGAACUAUGAUGAUGAAAGCAUAUUGAAGACUGUCAAGUACUGGCAUGACCACGGGUAUCAGAUAGCUGCACAUGCACAUGGAGAGAGAGCCAUAGAACAAGUGCUAAGUGCAUAUCAGCAGGUGACGGAUGUGACAAAGGACUUGGAUCGACGUCAUAGAAUGGAGCAUCUUGGCCUGUGCGAUGAAAACCACAUCAAAGCUGCAUCCAAGCUGAACCUUGCGUUCUCAUUCUUUGUAGAGCAUUUGUUCUUUUAUGCCAAGGCCUACUCUGAGUCAAUAUUUGGGAAGAAGCGAACAUCAAGAUGGACGCCCCUUAGCUUGGCUACCAAGCACGAUCUUCGCUGGACCAUUCAUCAAGAUCAUCCAACCUUUCCACUUCCACCUGAGCCUUUAGUCAACAUGAAGACAGCAGUUACACGUACAAGGAAAGGUGAACCUAAUGUAGUAUACGGAGAGGAAUACUGUGUGCCUAUAGAGGAAGCCCUUAAGGCAUACACCAUUAAUGCUGCUUGGCAAAUCCACAAGGACAAGGAACUUGGAAGCUUGACGGUUGGUAAGCAAGCAGAUCUUGUGAUCCUGAGUGAUAAUCCAUUGAAGGUCGAUGUGUUCAAGUUAGGAGACAUCAAAGUUGUUAAUACCUAUCUGGAUGGCCAAAGUAACAAGCUGAACCAGUAG